Molecule: messenger RNA, 1646 nt
Organism: Girardinichthys multiradiatus
Lineage: Eukaryota; Metazoa; Chordata; Actinopteri; Cyprinodontiformes; Goodeidae
Product: leucine-rich repeat-containing protein 27-like
Exons: 10
Coding region: 276-1526 (416 amino acids)
Molecular function (GO): protein binding
Source: RefSeq, a predicted model, not a curated record
CUGUUGAUCUCGUUGCCAUGGUUACACUUUGAAUCUUGGGAGACGCUGCCAAAAGUUAGCUUACUUUUUUAAAUACAUAUCUAUUCAGCACAGACUGUUUGGUUUAAGAGUAUCUUUAAAUCGUUUUGAAGAAAAGUGAAAGGAGUAGCAGGCGACGCUAUGCGGCAUUUAUUCAGUCGUUAGUUGUCUAGUUUUAGCUAACGGCAGUAGUCGAAAACCGAAUCCAGUUAGCUUCUUACGUCAUAACUAUACGGGGAAAACGCAACAACACAAAAAUGACUUCCUUUGACAAGGCUGGAGAAACACAGCAACGUUUUGUCUUCGGGGACAACAGUGAGGUGAAUUUGCAGAGGAAACACAUCCCGCCUGAGGAUACCGAACCACAGGAGGAGCCCACUUUCACAGAGAUGGUCUGUCUGAGGAGAUCCAACCUCACCUGUGUUCCUGACAGUGUUCUGAAAAGCAGCCUCCUCACGUAUCUGUGUCUGGAAGGAAAUCAGAUUUCCAGCAUUCCCGGAUCAAUGUUCUGCAGCUUGCCCCAGCUGCAGUGGCUGGACCUCAGAAAGAACCUCAUUACAUCCCUUCCAGCUGACAUUGGCUCACACAGGUCUCUGAGACAUCUUCUACUUGAGGCCAAUCCUAUCUCAGAGCUUCCAGCAGAGCUGGGUAAUGUGAUUACAUUGAGAGGCCUGAGCCUGAGGGACUGCCCCAUUCAUUUUCCUCCAAAAGAGGUUUUGCACCAGGGAUGCCGUUCCAUCUUGCAUCACCUGAGGACCGUUCUGGCCCAGAGAGAAGUCACUGAAAGGAAGAGCCUUCCAGCUGAGGAGCAGCUCCAGCUGUCAGAGCUGACAGAGUCCAGCGUGGAGGAGCAGGACGAGUCAGCGGACGAGGAUGGGCUGCAGAAGUUCAGGGAGCUCAAAGACGAGUUGAUCCAGCUGGAAAAGGCAGAGAUGGCGUCAAUGGGGCACAGUGAUCAGAAGUCUCGGCUUCUUCCGGUGGACAAACGGAAAGGUUCUUCUACAAAGAUCGGCAUAAUUCCUGAGCUUCAUCUGCUUGGCUCUCAGUACUGCAGGAGGUCAGGAGAAAGAGAAGAAGCUGCACAGAGCGAGCUGAGAAAGAAACACACUCUGUUGGAGGAGAGAAAAGAGGCUCUUCAAAAGUGCGAUAAACAAGCCAAAACAAGAGGAAGACAAAGAAAGGGUCAGGAAGCAGAUUCAAAAUGUCUUCUAGAGGGCAGCAGGGGACCUUCACAGGAGCAGAUGUUUGGCUUGACCGCAGAGAGGGAAGGGGACAGAUCAAUUCGGGAGCUGGAGAGGCACAUCCGUACUCACGUUAAGAGAAUGCAGGAAAGACACAGGAAUCCCAGGGGCACUAUGACCCAGCAGAGGACAGUGACAGAGGAGGAUUUGAAGGAGUUUAGGAAGUUACAAGCACGACUUCUUGAAAGGAAAACUGUGGGAAGACAUUCUGAAAAUCCUUUCACAAUCUACACUGACGACACCUGGCCGAGUUUUCUGUUCAAGUGACUGAGACCACUUACUCGAUGUUUUAGGAAUUUAAACACACUCAGUGAGAAUUGAAAAGACUCCUCCAUCAUUAAUUACCAUAAUGAUAUCAUCAUUUUAAAAAUAAACAUAUGAAGGAUU